AUGGCUGACCCGCAGGUCCCUGCAGAUGCAGUCCAACAAGCUCAAGUUGUCUUACCAAACCAAGCACAAGAAGGUCAAGCACCGGCGGCGUUAGCAGAACAAGCUCAAGCACCAGUAGCGCCAGAGGAACAAGCUCAACCCCCUGCACAAGCGCCAGUGCAAGCAAACGAAGUUUCUUUGGAGGUUUGUGAAACUUUAUUUUAUCCGUUCGUUGCCACGUGUUUCGUUCUGGUUCUCUAGUAUUUCGCUUCCAAACCUUGUAGGUUGUUUGCCCUACGCGAGCUGUUUUUCAUUUCCACUUAGUAUAUUAUUUGCCCUGCUUCUUAACCUUUGCCCGCUUUUCUACGGGCUGUGCGGGCUAAAUUUUGUUGGAUAUAUUAUUCGCCCUGCUUCUUAACGGUUGCCCUCGUUUCGUAUGGGCUGUGCGGGCUAAAUUUUGUCUGAUAUAUUAUAUGCCCGGCUUUUAACGUUUGCCCUCGUUUCGUGUGGGCUGUGCGGGCUAAAUUUUGUUGAUAUUUUAUUUGCCCUGCUCUUAACUUUUGCUUCGUUUCGUGUGGGCUGUGCGGGCUACAUUUUGUUUGAUAAAUUAUUCGCCCUGCUUUUAACGUUUGCCCUCGUUUUAUAAGGGCUGUGCGGGCUAAAUUUUUAUUUGUAUAUUCGUUCUGCUUCUAAAAGUUUACCUUCGUUUCGUGUGGGCUAGUGCGGCAUAUAAUUUUGUUUUGUUUACCGUAUUACACUGUAUUUAAAUUGCUUUUAAAGUUUACCCUCGUUUUGUGUGAGCUCAGCGGGCUAUAUCUUGUUUUGCAUAUUAUUUGCCCUGCUUUUAACGUUUGCCCUCUUUACGAGUGGGCUGUGCGGGCUAAAACUUUGUUUUGUAAAAUAUUCGCCCUGCUUUUAACGUUUGCCCUCGUUUCGUGUGAGCUGUGCGAGCCGUAUUUUGUUUUGUAUAUUAUUCGCCGUUAUAAACUAUUUGCCCCUUUAUGUGGGCCUCGCGGGCUAUAAUUUUGUUUGGUUUGUUUUUCGCCCUGAUUCUCAACCUUUGCCCUCUUUUCACGUGGGCUUCGCGGGCAAUUCUGAAUUCGUAUGCUUGUUUAUGUAGCUAUAUAUGUUUAUGUAGCUAUAUAUGUAUCUAUAUGUAGCAAGUACAACGCAACCGCCAUAACAUUGAAUGAAAACAACGAAAAAGUCUUCACCUCUUACAUCAAGCAAAACAUCAAUAAUGCUCUAACUGAGCAUCAACUUACCCUCCUUAAAACAAAUAGAAAAUUGAAUUUUUAUACUACCUUUAAGAACGAUAAUAAAAAAGCAGAAUUCUUAAAUAUGAUUAAAAACCCACUUCACAAAACAGCACUCAAUAAAUUUCGACUAGGAAAUCAUCGAUUACAUAUUGAAACAGGCAGACACACAGUACCUAAAACUCCCGAAAAUUUAAGAAUAUGUUAUCUAUGUCAGACAAAUGAAGUUGAAAAUGAACUUCAUUUUCUAUUCUUCUGCAAACUUUAUGACAAUUUACGUCUAAAAUUCUUCAGUGAAAUAUCUGAUAGAUAUACACUUUUCAAGGACUUAGAUGUGACUUCAAAACUUUUAUUUCUCUUUAAUAGUAUAGAUCCCUCUGUUUGUAGAUCAAUUGCUGCUUUUGUUUUUGAAUGUAUGCGUUACAGACAUGAUAUGUUAUUUCAGAAAAGAAUAUAAUCUUUUUAUUUUGCUAUAUAUUUAUAAAUGAUAUAUUUGUACUUUAUUCAUAAAUAUUAGAUAGGUAAUGCCAUGUAUAGAUAUGGAAAUACCUUAAUAAAUUGUCGUUGUUGUUGUUUAUUUUCAUCUUUAAACCCCCUUUUAGUUUUGCUCCGCGUACAGUUCGUUUAGUUGUUGCGCCUCCUUGUUUGCCCUUUUGUUUUAUUCAUUUGCGUAUUUACCGCUCGAUUACACCGGCAGUCCCGCUGGGGCUAGUUUAUUUUGCCUGUUGUAUUUAAUUUUGUUUGCUUUUUCUCUCCCGAUCUUUUAUUAUAAAAGCUGUUUAUUUAUUAUUGCCUUGAAUUUAUUCUUGGAUUUUAUUAUCGAUGUUUUGUCGCUUUUAGGGCCUAGUUUUGACUGCCCAUUUUCUUUUUUAGGCCUUACAACAGCGUAUUAAAGCUCUCGAAAGUGCCCAAGGCACCUCAGUCGAGUCAUUGAUACAGAGAAUUUCAUAUUAUGGUGGCAGAAGAGUUGAGGACUUCGACAAGUACAAAGCGCUUCGUUACGCCGAAGAAUUAGCUUCUGUUGCAAAGUCCUCCAGUCACCCCAAGGCCGCCAGCUAUGAUGUUAUCGCUUCGACUUUGAGAGAGAAGCUCCACGUCCCAGCUGAGCAGUUCAAGGCGUAUUUCCUUGCUUUGUUUGCUGACAAGGAUUUUUCCCGUGUUAUCGAAACGAUCUCGAAGGUUGACAAGUCUUUCCAGCGGUCCACACCAUUUCGCACACAGACGCGUAGAGGAAGUUUGCCAUAUCGGCAACCGUAUUUUCAAGCCUAUCAGCGGCCACCCUCUCGCGUUAUUUGUUGCAAAUGUGGUGAACCAGGGCAUAAGUCACCCCAGUGUUGGAAGCGCGCUCCUUCUCGUCAGCCUUCUUCUGCUGCUCAGCCUCGAUUUAACCAUCCUUCAACAUAAUUUUGUUGUAUCAUCUUAUGCAAUAAAGAUUUUCCUUUAGGCGAAUAGUGCAUUGUUUUUACUUGCCUUAUGUUUCCUUUAUUUUUUGUUAUUUCGGGGUUACCGUCUUUAAUCCUUCACCCUUUUAUCCCUUAAUACCGACUUACAUUUUUAUAUAUUUUAUUUUGCCCACUCGCUAUAGUGUUCUCCACUCGCUGUAUUGUUGUCCACUCGCUAUAUUGUUCUCGCUCCUCUUUCUUCUUCCCUCGGGUGGCAUUCUCAAGGGGAACGAAUGUUCCCUCUCGGAUUACCGGGGCUGAGUUUGCCAUUCCCUGGGCCUUACCUAUUCUUUCUUCUGUUCUAGUUUUUCAAGACGCCUUUUCAUGACUGGAAAAGACUCCCAACUUUGAUCCUGCCAAGAUUUCUGUUAACUCGCCACGUUGGGUCAAUUAUAAGGGAUCUCUUCUCACUGAGGCCCAGGAAAUGGCAGACAACGCCCAUAUUAGUCAAGAUUUCAUCUCCUCAGUUAUCGCGGGAGAAGCGUUUGCCGACGCCUCCCUUUUGGCCUUCCGUGACUCAAGUUCCUUUAGAGCGGGUGAACUCCAUCGCCAUAUAGAUCAAUGGGACAAGUUAUUUCAAUCGUCUGAUAACAAUUUCUCUGAAGUACUGGACUGGAUUCAUAACUUUAUCCACGUUGACAAGUUUUUUACCCAUUAUAAAGGAAGCUAUAAGGAAGUCAAUUAUGACUGCGACAGACCGCCUGCUCGCAUUUUUGCUAAUCAUCCUUCUUGUAAGGCGUUUGCCCAGUUUAUUUCUGAUUCUCUUAUCGAGAGAUUAGCUUCAGGCGCCAUCUCCCUCUGGGGCAAGGUAGGGGAAUGUCCACCUCCACACCUGGUCAUGCCGCUUACAGUAGAACCUACCAAACCACGCCUUUGUAAUGACGACAGAUUUCUCAACCUUUGGACUCAAGACCGCCCUUUUAAAUUGGACAGUGUUCAGCACUUACCCAAGUAUGUUCUCCCUGGCUUCUUUCAAACUGUCUGCGAUGACAAAUCCGGUUACGACCAUAUCCAACUCUCAGUGGACAGCCGGAUAUUUUUUGGAUUCGAGUGGGGCGGAUGGUUUUUUGUCAGUUGUGGUAUUCCAUUUGGUUGGAAAUCGUCCGCCUACAUUUAUCACUCCACUAGCCUCCUUGCCUCUCAUUAUCUACGGUCGUUUGGCAUUCCAUCUUCGCUGUACAUCGACGACCGUCACAGUAGUCAGCUUUCUUUCCCUAAUGGUUGUCUUCCGGUUGCUUAUCAAAAUUUGCCCUCCCAGGAUAGCAUUAAUUUGGCUUUAGCCAACGCUGCUAUCUUUCUUACGUGUUUUAUCCUUUCCUCCCUCGGUUAUUUUAUUGGUUUGGAUAAAUCGACUUUGGUACCUUGCAAGCAAGUCCCUUACUUGGGUUUUAUUUCCGAUUCUGAGAAACAGGCCUUCAUUUUAUUGCCUCACAAGAAAAAAAAGUUUCUUACUCUUCUCAAGCAGGCUCUUAGUUCAGAAUCCAUCGACCUGAUUACUCUCCAAAGGUUAGGAGGGAAGUGCAUUUCAAUGGUUCUGGCCGUGCCAGUUGCAAGGCUUUAUACAAACGAAAUUAACUUGGCCCUUUCUCGUGCUGUGCGCUCAUCUCGACCGGUCAAACUAUCCGGGCCCUUGAGACAGGAGUUGGAGCAUUGGCUCUUUUUGGAAACCUGGAACGGCUUCCUUCCUUGGCGUUCCGAGAAACACUGCCAUUUUCGUUUGUUCUCGGAUUCUUCCUCUUUUGCUUGGGGAGGUGUAUUGAGUCCGGGUGCCAUUACUGUUAGCACUUCCGACUACUGGGAUUCUUCUGUUAUUGGGGCCGACAUUGCUACCAAGGAAACUCUUGCCCUCAACAAUGCCUUACAAUCCUUUGGGAAUACGGUCAGAAACUCAUGGGUGGAUGCAUUUGUUGACAGUCAGGUUUUGCUUCACUCUUGGAACAGGCGUGGUUCCCGUUCCCACUCUUUGGUGACCGCUCUUAAGUGCUUGUUUCAAACUACCAUGCAUCUUAACGUUGAUCUGCAUGUCUACUAUGUUCCUGGCCCUGAGAACCCUGCGGAUUCUCCCUCCCGUUGGCUAAGCUUUCAGGACUCUAGACUUAGUCCAAAAACGUGGGAUUUGGGCCUUAUUCCCAAGGUCUUUAAGUAUCUUAAUAGCCUUAAGUUGCCAUACACCCUUGUUGUCCCAGACGUGAUCCCACGUCGUUUUUGAUGGCCUUUGCUUCUGUCUGCAUGCUCUUCCAGCUCCUUGCUAGCCUCUAAAGGGGCUAGUGGCGUUCUUCUCACCCCUUCCGGGGAUGGCAUCUUGGGUGACAGGCCGAUCCCCUGGGACCUUUGGGUUUUCCGGAUUUCAAAUAAUUAGACUCGCAGUAUUUCAUACUGUUUAAGGAUUAUCAAGCAAGCAAAUCCAUUUUGCUGUUGCAUUUGAUGUGUUUCUGUCAUUAAGAUGUAAUUUCAAUAAAGUCAUCGAGUCUUGUACUUUUCGUCUCUCCUUGAUUUUAUUUAGUUAUUUUCAACUAUAUUUGGUAUUUAUUCUCAUUUAGUCUUUCAUCUGUCUUCCCUAUUAGGAUCUCCCACAAGUACAGCGGUUUUUUAUCCCCGCUGUAGCUUGCCCUUCAUGUGCUUAUGCCAACGACCAUUUGUUUCGUUUUUGCCAAAUGUGUGGCUACAAAAGAAAGUCAGUCCCACGUCAGCCUGCCUCGAAAAUAAAAGUGGAUCUCGCAGCCAUUGAUGCUCGUUUACAACAGCUUACACAAACGGCCAACACGUCUUCGUAUUCAAAACAAAAAUCCUCUUUGCGCGUGGAGUUUGAAACCUUUUUAGCCUCUUUGCCUAAUACAAAGUCUAUCUAUUCCGCCACCCCCGAAGAUGUUUCACGUUUUCUGAUUUGGAAAGAUGGUCACGGGAAAAGGGUUGUCCAUGUAGCUGAAUGUGUAAAUGCCCCAAACCAAGAUGCUUCUGAUUGCGGUUGCCCCAAGCGACUCGCGUUUAAAACCGUGGAUUCCUGUAUUGGAAAACUUCGUACAAUAUUUAACGAGGAAGGCCGUUCUGGCGAAUGGAAUAGUAUGCUAGGUUUUGGUAAUCCUGCUGCUUCUUCUCCAGUCCAAGGUUAUCUUAAGGCUGUAUCUGAGGAACAAUUGCGUGCUCAUAUCGUCCCCAAGCAAGCAGUCCCGUUUUUUCUACCGAAGCUCUUACUUCUGGCAAGGUUAUGGGAUAGAAAAAUGGCGGAUCCGGCAGUCAGCCCUUCCGCUCUCUUUAUUCUGGCUCGAGAUCAAGCAAUUGUAAUUGUAAAUAUCUUAUUAUCCACUCCCCUCAGGGCUUUUCAGGGAUAAUUUACAACACUGUUUGGGGGACUUUGCCAGACUGCUUAAGGUGCAGUUUACAAGUAGUGAAGGAAUGAGUAAUGAUGCCCCCAUACAUGAGUGUGAAAGUGAGAUAGGCCACUACACCGGGCACUACGUGCCCUACUCUUUACGAAGAGUGUGUGGGUUCUUUAACGUCCCACAGAUUUAAUACAUGUGCAAGGGCUUGUGAGACGGGGCCUACGGUUUAUCGUCCUUAUCCGAGAAGACUAGAGAGUCUAGCCGUUUGCAGAUAUUAUUACAAAGGCAGCACUUUCUCCUCAGUUAUUUAAAGACCCUGAGUGUUGGUCCGGCCGGGGUUUGAACCCGCGACCUCCCGCUCAGUAGACCAGGGCUCUCCCAACUGAGCUAACCAGGCGGCGGUCAAAACUCUAUUCUUCAGCGCGGAUAGAGGUUCUGAUCUGGGAUGUGUGAAAACCGCAGAAAUUAUGCGUUUCCCUAAAGACGAUGGCUUUUUAUUUAAUCAUGUUUGGGGUAAAACUUUACGAGACGGCGCCUAUAACGUCUUUGGAAUUCGUCGCCAUUCAAAUCCCCAGCUUUGCCCGGUCAAGGCAAUUGAAACAUAUGUGGCUGUCGCCUCAGAACUACGCAUAACUCUCUCCAACGGCUACUUAUUUCGCCCCACUAAUCACCAGGGUCAUAUCGUCAAUAAGCCCCUUACAAGUUCUUCCGCAGAAGCCCGCUUGAAAUAUUAUUUAAAGGACGCGAAAAUUGAUGAAGGCGAGACUCUGCACGGUUUCCGCUCGGGCUCCGCCAUUACCCUCGCUUUGUCUGGAUCACAGCUCGCUGAUGUGAUGUCCCACGUGGGUUGGUCCAACAAGGGUACUGCCCUUUACUACAUCAAGUUAGCUGAAGUUCUUCGUGAAGGAUCUCCUUCUGACUUAUUGUCUUCAAACGAGUUGGCGGCCUCCGCCUCCACAACUUUAUAUGCGGAUCUUAAUCGCUUAAAAGACUUCGUUUCUGCGUUUCCUCGUUCCUAA
Porites lobata is the source of this 7016-nucleotide messenger RNA. Lineage: Eukaryota; Metazoa; Cnidaria; Anthozoa; Scleractinia; Poritidae. The record is from the annotation of a GenBank genome assembly.